AUGGAACCUGAGCACACUCAUGGCGUUGCAAUGAGCGAGACACCCAAAACUUCAUAUGGGGACACUCUGCGCUUAUCUCAGAAGGAUACAGACAACAGUGAGGAGGUUUUAAAAACCACAAAUACUAAGAGAGACAAUCUUAGUUCUCUUAUUGAGAUUCUUCUAUACUAUGUUGUUGUUGUUGUUGUUGUUGAAUUGCUUCUUUUGGUCCUUAGAGUUCUUAACAACCAACUACUACUAGAUAAGGGUUCUAUUGGUGCUUGUAGUAGAUAUUAUCAUCACACAAGUUCUCAACAUGAUGGGGAAUCCUUGCCAAACGGUUACCUUAGAACAGAAGAACAUUCGAAGUGUUUACCCUUGGAACCUUUCGAUAUCUGCCAAACCAAAAUUGCAUCAUCCCCUUCUUUACUUGCACAAAACAGAAAGGAAAGGAAGGAGGUAGCAGAGUGGUUCAACAACAGCGAAAAACUUGUGUUGAGGGAUGGAAUGAUCAAGAUUAUUAAAAAAUGUCAGGAACUUGGCCUUGGGCCUGGAGGAUUCUAUCAACCUGUUUUAAAAAAUGGUGUCAAACUACCUCGGCAGAUAAUGUGCUUUGGGAAGGAUUGGAACCCACAAUCGAGUUCAUAUAAAGCUAGAAGGGCAUUUGAUGGUGCAUGUCCUCCAAGUAUCCCUAUUGAAUUCAGGGAUUUGGUUGAAGAUGCAAUUCAAGAUUCCCAUACCUUUCUAAAGCAACAGUUGAAACUUUGGAAUGCAGAGGAGAUUAUGUCACCAGACAUCUGCCUUGUCAAUUUCUACACAGAGACUGGGAUGGGUCUCCAUCAGGAUAAAGAUGAAAGUAAAGAGAGUCUAAGAAGUGGAUUAUCUGUUGUCUCCUUCUCCAUUAGUGACUCAGCAGAGUUCUUAUAUGGAGACACCAGAGACACUGAAACGGCAGAGAAAGUUAUUCUGGAGUCUGGUGAUGUUCUAAUAUUCGGAGGCAAAUCUAGGCUUAUAUAUCAUGGGGUGAGACGUAUUAUCCCAAACUCUGCUCCAAGUUUUCUAGUUGAAGAAGCAAACCUUCAUCCUGGACGUAUUAAUUUAACGUUUAGAUAG
This is a messenger RNA of Telopea speciosissima, 1092 nucleotides long. RefSeq lists its product as uncharacterized. Lineage: Eukaryota; Viridiplantae; Streptophyta; Magnoliopsida; Proteales; Proteaceae. Gene Ontology annotation, molecular function: broad specificity oxidative DNA demethylase activity; ferrous iron binding; oxidative RNA demethylase activity. The transcript has 5 exons. The coding region runs from base 1 to 1092 and encodes 363 amino acids. Gene Ontology annotation, cellular component: cytoplasm; nucleus. Gene Ontology annotation, biological process: oxidative RNA demethylation. The record is from RefSeq and is a predicted model, not a curated record.